Rhinopithecus roxellana (golden snub-nosed monkey) is the source of this 1582-nucleotide messenger RNA. RefSeq names its product lipocalin 9 (gene LCN9). The transcript is spliced from 6 exons. The record is from RefSeq and is a predicted model, not a curated record. Lineage: Eukaryota; Metazoa; Chordata; Mammalia; Primates; Cercopithecidae. The coding region runs from base 1 to 543 and encodes 180 amino acids. Gene Ontology annotation, molecular function: small molecule binding.
AUGGCUUUGCUUCUGCUGAGCCUGGGACUGAGUGUCAUCACGGCCCAGGAGUUCAAUCCCCGCAUCGUUGUGCAGAGGAACUACAACAUGGCCAGGGUUUCGGGGGUCUGGUAUUCUAUUUUCAUGGCCUCAGAUGACCUGAAUCGGAUUAAAGAAAACGGGGACUUGAGGGUCUUCGUCCGGAAUAUAGAACAUUUGAAGAACGGCAGCCUAAAAUUUGAUUUCGAAUUCAUGGUGCAGGGGGAGUGUGUGGCCGUGGUCGUGGUCUGCGAGAAGACAGAGAAGAAUGGAGAAUACUUCAUCAACUAUGAGGGCGAGAACACAGUGGCCGUCUCGGAGACUGACUACAGGCUGUUCAUCACCUUCCACCUCCAGAACUUCAGGAAUGGGACCAAGACCCAUGCGCUGGCACUCUACGCACGGGUCCCGCAGCUGGAACCCUCCUUCCUGAGCAGAUUUGAAGAAACCUGCAAAAAGUAUGGACUUGGCCCACAAAACAUCGUCGACUUGACCAAUGAAGAUCACUGCUACUCCAAGCGUUAGAGGAGCCCGUCCAGGCCUCCCCUGCGUGAGCUGCAACUCGGGAGGGGCAGGGGGCUGGAUGGGGAGAGCCUGGGGUCAACAUCAGAGACUGGGGGUCCCAGCCCAGGAGGUGCCCACCCCUCCCCCCAGUCUGGGAACCGAACACAAGGUGCUUGGUGAAAGAUGCUGUGAAAAGCAUCCUGGAGUCAGGGCAGUGAUGGGGCCUUCCAGGGUGGUAGGGUCUGAGCAAGAAGUGAGAUAGGGCCCUGUGAGAGUCUCCAGGGGCUGCUGUCACCACACGUGGGUGACCAUGACAAUCAGGAUUUACUUUCUCACAGCCUGGAGCCCGAGAUCUGUAACCGGAGGUCCGCAGGCUGUGCUCCCUCCGCAGGCUCCUGGGGAGGGUCCUUCCUGCCUCUUCUGAUUGCUGGGGGCUCCAGGCAUCCCUGGCUUGUGGCUGUGUCGUUCCAGCCUCUGCCUCUGUCUGUGUCUCCUCUUUUGUCUCUUCUAAGGAUACAUGUCAUUGGAUUUAGGGCCCAUCUUCAUCCAGAAUGAUCUCCUCCUGUCAAGAUACUUAACUUCACAUCUGCAAAGACCCUUUCCCAUCAGAUGCCCUUCACAGGCUCCAGGAACUAGGAUAGGAGCAUGUCCUUUGAGGGUCACCACUCAGGCCACCACAGGCUCCUUCUCCGAGCUGCCCCUCCCUUCUCAGAAAUGGUCCCGGCCCAGUAAAAAUCUCCAGGGCCCCCUUCCCUUCCCAGAGCCUGAGCCUCCCGGAGACAUGCCUCUAAAGGCACCUCUGCAUUUCUGCAUGAGGGUCCCUGAGGGUAAAGUAGCGGAUGUACCUGUGAUGCGUGGUGGCCACAAGAUGCGGGUGAGACAGCAACUGGCAACCAAGGCCCUACCCCUCCCCUCUCCGCCCUUCCCCUCCUUGUCCCUCUCCUCUCUGCCCCUCCCCUCCCUGGGCUCAGCCACUGCCUCUGGGGGAAGAUGAUGAACAAUGUCACAGCGGAGGCAGGUGCCUGCGCCCCACUCCAUGUUUUGGUGAAUAAAAGGGAGG